UUAUUUUUGACAUUUGUUCAUAUCGAGACCAUCAAAAUAAAAUUAACAGCAUCAAGUGUUUGUUAUGAGUGGUAUGUAGUUAUCUUGAUUUUAAAGAUAAAAUGAAAGUGAAUAUUUCCAAUGGCAACUUCUACAUAUCAGUCAUCCUUAUCUUCAGUAUAAUUGUAGAGAUAACAUGUCAAAAUUUUUGGAAGAUCAAUUCCUUAGAUCGAGAAACAUAUCGACCUAAAGAAGAUAAAAUUAUUUGGUGUACGAUUACACCUGAAGAACAACAAAAAUGUCGGAAUUUUUCAUGGGCAAAUGAAAGGGAUCAGAUUAAAGUUGGAUACAAGACAAUUAAAAUUGAAUGUGUUCAAGCCUCAAAUAAAAAACAAUGUAUGGAAUUAUUAGAUCAAGAAAAGGCUACAAUGACCACAUUGGAUGCAGGAGCAGUUUUUGCAGGUGGAAGAUAUCACAGUUUGGUACCAAUUGCUCAGGAACGAUUAGAGGGAGGCUUUAACUACUAUUAUGCAGUUGCUGUUGUCAAAGUUGGUAGUUUGAGUUAUGUAAAUUCAUUACAUCAUUUACGUGGUACUAAAGCAUGUUUCGCUGGUGUUGAAACUUUUGCUGGAUGGAUUUUACCCAUAAAUACAUUAAUGAAGGAAGGUGGUAUGGACAUUGUUGAUUGCAAUAAUCAUGUUAAAUCUGCUAUAAAUUAUUUUGGACCAUCAUGUGCAGUCAAUUGUCUUACUGACCAAUUUAACCCUAUUGGAGAUAAUUCUGAUAAGCUUUGCCAGCUGUGUGUUGGUAAAAUACCAGGAGGAAGGUGUACAGACAGUGAUCCAUAUGCCGGAUAUGAAGGAGCUUUUAGAUGUUUACUUGAAGCUGGAGAAAUUGCUUUUUUGAAACAUAACACAGUACAAGAAUUGUUAAGUGGACUUGAAUUUGGUUCCCUAGAUAUCAAUAAUUUUCAAUUACUUUGUAAAGAUGGUAGUAGACGUCCUUUAUCUGAAUAUCUUGCUUGUAAUUGGGGAAAAGUUCCUUCAGAUGCUGUUGUUGUAUCAUCAGCAGUAUCUUAUGAAGAAAGGACAAAACUGCAAAGAUUUUUACAAAAAUUUGCUGAAAGAUAUCCAAAAUUAAAUAGGAAUUUGACCGAAAGCACAAAUCAAAAUCAGUUUGAUCAAAAUAGAAACCCUUAUGAUCAAAGUUACAAUAACAACAGAUUUAAAAGACAGAAUAAUUAUAAUGACUAUAAUCCAUAUACAAGAAAUGAUAACAAUGGAUACAAUAGAAACAAUCAAAAUGAUGAUAAUCCUUAUACCAGAUAUGAAGAAAACAACCCUUAUGUCAGAAAUGAUGGGAACAACCCUUAUACCAACAAUCAAAACUCCAAUGAUCCUUUCAAUCGUGACCCAUAUACAAUAAAUAGAGAUCAAUUUGGUGUUAAUAUUGACCCUUAUGGGAACUCCAAUGAAAAUAAUCCUUAUGGAAAUACAAAUGAAGAUAAUCCUUAUGGAAAUCCUAAUGAAAAUAAUCCUUAUAAUCCAUUUAACACCGGCCAAUCUCAAGACAACUAUCCUGGAAGAAAUCAAACAGAUAACAUUACUUAUUAUGAAGUGUUUGACUUAUUUGAAUCUAGUCCUAAAUAUGGGAUACACCUCAACUUGUUAUUCCAGGAUUCCACUAGAGAAAUAAUACCUGUACCAGAAAGUCAACAAACAUAUACAACUUUCUUGGGUGAUUCACUUGAAACUAUUAUGGGUGUCAGAUCUUGUCCAGUUGCUAAAGUAACAUUAUGUGUUACUUCUGAAGCUGAAAAAAAUAAAUGUAUCAAGAUGAGAACAGCUCUCAAAGCGCAAUUAAUGAAACCGGAAAUGGAAUGCUACAAAGGUCACUCUCAGAUACAUUGUAUGCAAGCUAUCAGAUCUGGUACAGCUGAUGUAGCUGUUCUAGAUGCCAGUGAUGUUUAUACUGCAGGCUUAAACUUUGAUCUGAUUCCUUUUAUUAGUGAAGUUUAUAAUUUAGAAGAACCUGAGUAUUAUGUUGUUGCUGUGGGUAAGGAAUCAGAUCCCAGCACUGAAUUAACAUAUCUUAAAAACAAAAAUACUUGCCACGGUGGUAUAAAUACAGCAGCUGGUUGGGUCUAUCCAUUAGCUUUUCUACUUAGCAACGGUUGGAUGAGACCGUAUGGUUGUAACAGUAUCAGAGCAGCUGCAGAAUACUUUUCCAAAAGUUGUGUACCAGGUGCUAUAAGUACGGAGUACAAUACAGGAGUACCUUAUGAUAACAUGUGUGAUCUGUGUCAUGGAUCUAGUUUCAGAUAUUGUAGACGAGACGCUUCUGAAGAUUAUUAUGGUCACACAGGAGCUUUUAGAUGCCUAGUGGAAGGUGGAGGACAUGUUGCUUUUGUGAAACACACAACUGUUACUGAAAAUACAGGGGGUAAGAAGAAGGAAUGGUGGACAAGAGAUAAUUUGAAUGAUGAUUACGAAUUAUUAUGUCCAGAUGGUACAAGGGCUGAAAUUAAUGAAUACACAAAAUGUAAUUUGGGAAAAGUGAAAGCAAAUGCGAUUGUAACUAGAGGAGGAUACGGUUAUAAUGAAACUCAUAUCAAUUCAUACAUAAACCUCUUUUUGUAUGCUCAAACUUUCUAUGGUAGAAAAUUCGCUGAUGAAUUCAGUUUCAGUAUGUUUUCCUCUCAGCCCCCCUAUUCCGAUUUGAUCUUCCAAGAUGCCACCACUCAGCUUAAAGUUAUUCCGCCAAAUCAGCGUCACUACCCCGAAUAUUUAGGAAAAGAUUUCAUGCGAGCUAGAAGAAUAGUAGAUUGUCACGCAGGGGGUUCUAGUUUAACCGCAACGCUUGUAGCAGCUGCCAUCCCUAUGUUUAUACUUAGGUUGUUAUUGUAGUAUUAUUUUUUUAGUAACUAGUUUAAACAACUAAGUUGGAAUUUCUGGAACCGUUGGUGAUAUUCAUAUUGAACACACUGUUUACACUACCAUUUCAUCAACACUCACCGUUACACUGUCGGACGCGCGUUUCAAUAACACAGUUUACCUUCAGUCUCUGAAGAUGAUAACGAGGUAAACGAAAUGCGCGUCAGACAGUGUGAAGGUAGCAUAAACAGUGUGUUUAGUAGUUUAAAAAACGUGAUACAAAUAUUUCCGUCAAUUUCUUAACAUUGUACAAAUUUAAGACUCAGUAGAGUAUUCAUCUAUCAAUUUAAUGAUGCCGUGGUGAAAGACGAAAAGAACAAAUUCUUAAUUUUUUUUGAUUAUAUGUGCCUUUUUAAAAAUAACUCUGAUCUAAUAUUUAUUUUAAAUCCUAGAUUUAUACACAAGUGAAAUUAUAUAAAGUGUUUUGUUAAUAAUUAAGAUAUUAUUUAGGUAAAUCAACUUGUAUAUAAUUUUUACUGUUAAUGAAACACCCUUUAUAUUGAAUCUUAUUUUUGACUAAUUGUUUUAUAUGUGAAUCUCAAUUCCGUCCAAAUAUACAAAGUGUUUUUAUACAUUGUACUUUUUCAUUUUAAUAAAAUUUUAUACAAUCCU
This is a messenger RNA of Diorhabda sublineata, 3524 nucleotides long. Its product is annotated as melanotransferrin. The transcript is spliced from 11 exons. The record is from RefSeq and is a predicted model, not a curated record. NCBI's taxonomy places the organism in Eukaryota, Metazoa, Arthropoda, Insecta, Coleoptera, Chrysomelidae. The coding region runs from base 102 to 2885 and encodes 927 amino acids. Gene Ontology annotation, biological process: iron ion transport. Gene Ontology annotation, cellular component: early endosome; plasma membrane; recycling endosome.